Messenger RNA from Histoplasma capsulatum G186AR, 1119 nucleotides. Its product is annotated as F-box domain-containing protein. Bases 1 to 1119 code for a protein of 372 amino acids. The transcript has a single exon. The record is from RefSeq and is a predicted model, not a curated record. NCBI's taxonomy places the organism in Eukaryota, Fungi, Ascomycota, Eurotiomycetes, Onygenales, Ajellomycetaceae.
AUGUCAAAGCCUGAUCGGGUUUUUGACGAUUGUUUUUGGACUUACGAGGGUGGCUUAAUUGCAUUUGUCUCCUACGACGAUAUGUGCAUCCUCUUGCUGGACCUGGAAACAAGCAAAACUUUUCCAGUGCCUUUUGACAUAGUCCACAGAGUGAUACGGAGAAUACGUCUUCAGCAUCGAUUACUUGUCAUCGAAUGGGCCGAGGCUGAUGCAUUCCAUUGGUUGAAUUCCCUGGAUAGUGUCCAUCGUCAUUUCGCUUCAUCAUUCGAUAUUUCUGCUGUAUCCCCAAGUGUUGGGUGGGACGUUACCUUUCGGAACGAGUGGAGGAUCAUGUUCCUUGGGCACCCCUUGAGCGAUCGGGAUAGAUUCUAUUCCUCACAUAAUGAAACUCAUUACGUUGUAUAUACUUGGCAACCCAACCGGAGUUUAUACACUGCCGACGAGGAUGCACCUAUCGAAUCCUUGUUUGUAUGGAACAUAUCAGAACCAUCGGAUUACAAACCGUCAGCAGAUCCUUCAAGCCUUCACAAACCCAGUUCCUCAUGCCCCUUUAUAGUGGCGAAGUUUAACUUUAGAGACUUGGAUUUUUACUCUGUUCGACAACGCGGAGCACCCAAAAUGAUAAGGUUGGACAUCAAUAGUGAAACUAAUGUACUGGACAUCACGGAAUGUACAGGUCCUGGUUGCGAAAUAGAUCCUAUCAAUACGUCUUCCUGCCCAUCUGCCCAAAUCACCAGCAUCCCUUUCCUCAGCUAUGGUCCAAGCUGGCGAAGGGCCCUCGAAUUUCCCAUUCCUCCAUACCGUGGCAAUACGAGCAUGUACAAUCGCCCCUUCCUCCGAGGAUCCUAUCUUUGGCCCGCAACUAUUUCCGAAGCCAUUGAUGAAGAGGCGCAAGUUUUUUUUAGUCUGCAAACUUCCAUCUCGAACCGCGAAGAUUGCAAGAGUACCCAACACCUACAGGUCAAAAUCCAGGCACCACACUCGGAUAACAGAUAUUCCGUACUUGAGCCCCGCUUAUUACACGAGAUUGCUUUCAAGGGGUUUAUUCAGGGAGAUGAGCGGAUUAUCAUUGGGGAAAAUGAUAUGCAGGAACUUGUUAUCUUACGCUUCGAUCGAUGA